Molecule: messenger RNA, 2343 nt
Organism: Argiope bruennichi
Lineage: Eukaryota; Metazoa; Arthropoda; Arachnida; Araneae; Araneidae
Exons: 3
Source: RefSeq, a predicted model, not a curated record
GCAGGAGCUGGUGGUGUGGGAACUGUAGGAUUUGGAGGUCCAGGUGGAUUCGGUGGACCGGGCGGUCCUGGAGGACAAGGCGGCCCAGGAGGAGCAGGCGGAGGCGCCGGCGGCGCUGGCGGAUUGUACGGACCUGGAGGUGCUGGAGGAUUGUACGGUCCUGGAGGAUUAUACGGACCUGGAGGAGCUGGUGCACCUGGAGUUCCCGGAGCGCCAGGAGCUCCGGGUAGAGCAGGAGGUAUCGGAGGUAUAUCCGGAGCUGGUGGUGUCGGACCUGGUGGAGUCUCUGGAGGUGCUGGCGGAGGAGGUGUAUCAGUUACAGAAUCAGUUACUGUUGGUGGAGCCGGAGGAGCAGGAGCAGGAGCUGGUGGAAUCGGUGGACCAUCAGGUCUGGGAGGAGCCGGAGCAACUGGUGGAUUCGGUGGUGCUGGAGGACCUGGUGGACCUGGAGGACCCGGUGGACCAGGAGGAUUUGGAGGUGUAGGCGGAGGAGCAGGAGCCGGUGGUGUCGGACCUGGCGGAAUCUCUGGAGGUGCUGGCGGUGCUGGCGGAUCAGGUGUAACAGUUGUAGAGUCAGUUACUGUUGGUGGAGCCGGAGGACCAGGAGCUGGUGGUGUCGGUCCAGGAGUUGUCGGAUCUGGAGGAGUUGGACCGGGAGGUAUUUACGGACCAGGAGGAGCUGGAGGACUCUACGGACCGGGUGCAGGUGGAGCCUUCGGAGCAGGAGGAGGAGCUGGUGCACCAGGAGGACCUGGAGGUCCAAGUGGACCAGGCGGCCCUGGAGGUCCAGGUGGAUUUGGCGGAGGAGCAGGAAUCGGCGGUGGUGUUGGACCAGGAGCUGGGGGUGCUGGACCGUCUGGAGGUGCUGGUGGAACAGGUCCGGUAUCUGUCUCUUCUACUGUAAGUGUCGGUGGUGCUGGCGGACCAGGCGCAGGUGGACCAGGAGCAGGUGGAGCAGGAGCUGGUGGUGUGGGAACUGGAGGAUUUGGAGGUUCAGGUGGAUUCGGCGGACCGGGCGGUCCUGGAGGACCAGGCGGCCCAGAAGGAGCAGGCGGAGGCGCCGGCGGCGCUGGCGGAUUGUACGGACCUGGAGGUGCUGGAGGAUUGUACGGUCCUGGAGGAUUAUACGGACCAGGAGGAGCUGGUGAACCUGGAGUUCCCGGAGCGCCAGGAGCUCCGGGUAGAGCAGGAGGUAUCGGAGGUAUAUCCGGAGCUGGUGGUGUCGGACCUGGUGGAGUCUCUGCAGGUGCUGGCGGAGGAGGUGUAUCAGUUACAGAAUCAGUUACUGUUGGUGGAGCCGGAGGAGCAGGAGCAGGAGCUGGUGGAAUCGGUGGACCAUCAGGUCUGGGAGGAGCCGGAGCAACUGGUGGAUUCGGUGGUGCUGGAGGACCUGGAGGACCUGGAGGACCCGGUGGACCAGGAGGAUUUGGAGGUGUAGGCGGAGGAGCAGGAGCCGGUCGUGUCGGACCUGGCGGAAUCUCUGGAGGUGCUGGCGGAUCAGGUGUAACAGUUGUAGAGUCAGUUACUGUUGGUGGAGCCGGAGGACCAGGAGCUGGUGGUGUCGGUCCAGGAGGUGUCGGAUCUGGAGGAGUUGGACCGGGAGGUAUUUACGGACCAGGAGGAGCUGGAGGACUCUACGGACCGGGUGCAGGUGGAGCCUUCGGAGCAGGAGGAGGAGCUGGUGCACCAGGAGGACCUGGAGGUCCAGGUGGACCAGGCGGCCCUGGAGGUCCAGGUGGAUUUGGCGGAGGAUCAGGAAUCGGCGGUGGUGUUGGACCAGGAGCUGGAGGUGUUGGACCGACUGGAGGUGCUGGUGGAGCAGGUCCGGUAUCUGUCUCUUCAUCAGUUACUGUCGGUGGAGGCCUGUCUACAGGUGGUGUUUUACCUGCCGCUAGUUAUGCUCCUUCGACAAGUGGAUAUGCAAGAUUACCAAAUUUGGUUAAUAGUAUUAAGAGUUCUAUGCAGGGAGGAGGAUUUAAUUAUCAGAAUUUUGGAAAUAUGCUUUCGCAGUAUGCCACAGGUUCUGGUUCUUGCAACUAUUAUGAUUUAAAUCUUUUGAUGGAUGCCCUUUUGGCAGCGCUUCACACCCUCAGCUACCAGGGAGCUUCUUAUGUCCCUUCAUAUCCGUCGCCAUCUGCGAUGUCAGCUUACUCGCAAUACGUUCGAAGAUGCUUCUGAAUGUGAUCCAGUUUUCGUGAUGCGUCUAAUCGGCUUUAACUUUUUCUACAUUACUACAAAAAAUAAUUGCUUUGUGAUUUAAUUGCAUAUGUUUUCAAAUAAUUAAUAAUUUUAUAAGAGAAUAAAAUAUUAUUUUAAAAGCAACAAAAUAGAGUGUCUUAAUUU